Messenger RNA from Camellia sinensis, 1793 nucleotides. RefSeq names its product Protein kinase superfamily protein. The record is from RefSeq and is a predicted model, not a curated record. Lineage: Eukaryota; Viridiplantae; Streptophyta; Magnoliopsida; Ericales; Theaceae. Gene Ontology annotation, molecular function: ATP binding; protein kinase activity. Gene Ontology annotation, biological process: protein phosphorylation.
UAUUUGCUUUUUCCAAAUUCUCCAAUAUUUUAGCACUCUCACCUUCUCAAUCACUCAACACUCUCUCUUCUCCCAAUUCCCUCUCUCUCUCCAAUGGCGAUUUCAUAGUCUUCUCUCUCUCCCUCUUUCUCUCUCUCUCCCUCAUCUAGCCGGAAACAAUGGUGGUUUCCGACGAUCAUCACAGCUCCGACACCUCUCUGUUCCACAGUCUCAACUCCAAGACGCCAUUUCUCGGGCUAAGACUCUACCUUGUGAUCGGACUAUGCUUUGUUUGCCUAAUUAUAGUGUUCGUUUUGAUCCUUCUUUGGCUUCGUUCGAAUCGAAGCUCGAAACGCCGAGGAAUGCGCGUGAAGCACAGUUCAGGCAUGUUACCUCUGUUCUGCAAGGAUGUUAGCGAAAUCAAGGACUCGGAUCGAGCUGAGAACUGUAAAAUUGGGGAAUUGGAGAGAGAGAACAAGGCAAUUGGCGAGAUCGGGAUUGAUCAGAUUGAGGAGAAGAAAGGGAGUUCUGAGAGCAACGUGUCAGGUGGAAGCCAGAGCGAAACAACGACGUCGUCGUCGGCGGUGUCGGCGGAGGGGAUGAACAUCGGGUGGGGGCGGUGGUACAGCUUGAAGGAACUGGAGAUUGCGACGCGUGGAUUUGCUGUUGAGAAUGUGAUCGGUGAAGGUGGUUAUGGUAUUGUAUACAGAGGUGUUUUACAUGAUGCCUCUGUGGUCGCUGUGAAAAGCCUCCUCAACAACAAGGGGCAGGCAGAGAAGGAGUUCAAGGUGGAAGUAGAAGCAAUUGGAAAAGUAAGGCAUAAGAAUCUGGUGGGUCUAGUUGGGUUUUGUGCAGAAGGUGCUAGAAGAUUGCUCGUGUAUGAGUACAUAGACAAUGGCAAUUUGGAGCAAUGGUUACAUGGUGAUGUAGGGCCUGUUAGUCCUCUAACCUGGGAUAUUAGAAUGAGGAUUGCAGUUGGGACCGCAAAAGGACUAGCCUAUUUGCAUGAAGGAUUAGAACCCAAAGUUGUGCACCGUGACGUAAAAUCCAGUAACAUUCUUCUGGACAGAAAAUGGAAUGCAAAAGUAUCAGAUUUUGGACUGGCCAAGCUCUUGGGACCCGAGAAAAGCUAUGUCACUACGCGAGUGAUGGGAACAUUUGGAUAUGUCUCUCCAGAGUAUGCCAAUACAGGUAUGCUCAACGAGGGGAGUGAUGUAUAUAGCUUUGGAGUUCUGCUCAUGGAAAUAAUUACAGGAAGGAGUCCAGUUGAUUAUUCGAGAGCACCUGGAGAGAUGAACUUGGUUGAUUGGUUUAAAGGAAUGGUAGCAAGUCGACGUGGGGAGGAGGUUGUGGACCCCCUGAUUCAAGUACAACCCUCUCCAAGAGCUUUGAAGCGGGUAUUGUUGGUUUGCCUUCGCUGUAUAGAUUUGGAUGCUAAUAAGCGGCCAAAGAUGGGGCAAAUUGUACAUAUGCUGGAGGCAGAUGAGUUUCCUUUCCGAUCUGAACCGCGCACAAUCAAAGAGACAGCUCCUCUCCGUUCCGAGGCCGCUGUUACUAGUAAAGUUCCGGUUGCAUCAAAGGAUGUGGUGGGUGGCGACGCCCAAAGGUCGAAAUGGAGAUGAUUAUUUUCUGCUCAGGACACGGCAUGGGAAGGUAAAAUAUUUUUGUACCUUGUAUUUUUUUUUUCUUAUCUACAUGGAGGAAUUGCAUUGUUGCUCAUUCUAUAGUCCUUGAAAACAUUUUUUUGUUAUAUGAUCUAUGUUAUAAGACUUUCAACAGAACCUUGUAAAUAUAUAUGUUUGAUUUCCAUGUUA